Phialemonium atrogriseum is the source of this 613-nucleotide messenger RNA. RefSeq lists its product as uncharacterized. The coding region runs from base 1 to 552 and encodes 183 amino acids. The record is from RefSeq and is a predicted model, not a curated record. Lineage: Eukaryota; Fungi; Ascomycota; Sordariomycetes; Cephalothecales; Cephalothecaceae. The transcript is spliced from 4 exons.
AUGUCUCCCAAGCCCACCCUCAGAUGCAUCGCCGUAGAACUCCCAACAACACAGUCAAACCGCGCCGCAAACUUCUCCAAUGACGUUAGGGCCGGCCGAGACGUCGUGGUCGUGGUCCAUUCCUACGGCGGCGCCGUUGGUCUCAGCGGCAUCAGGGGCCUAACCCGGCCCAAGGGGCCACCCGAGGCCUCCUCCUCGGGCCACGUCAUUGGUAUCGUCGUCAUGGCCACCGGCUUUAUGCCUACCGGGGUCGGCUUCCUCGAAGGCUUUGGCGGCAAGCCGCCGCCGAUCUGGAAGUUGGAUGAGGAGAGAGGCUUGGCUGUCAUCACGGUCGAUCAGAGGGAGCUGCUGUACCACGACCUCCCAAAGGAGGAGGGCGAUGACUGGGGCUCGAAGCCGGGAGACCAGUCUCUGCAAGCAUUUACGGAUGGCACCAAUGCCUAUGCUAUGGCUAAAGAUGCUGGAGCAGAUGUGACGGUGCGAGGGAUUGAUAGUAGUCACUCGCCCAUGUUGAGCAAUGGAGUAGCUAAGCCAGCCAAGCUACAUCUGUAACAUAGGCAGUUAUACAUAUCUUCACUCUAACUAAAUGGAAAUUACAGGGGUAAAGGGGGGC